Lodderomyces beijingensis is the source of this 2901-nucleotide messenger RNA. The record is from the annotation of a GenBank genome assembly. Lineage: Eukaryota; Fungi; Ascomycota; Pichiomycetes; Serinales; Debaryomycetaceae.
AUGGUGUUGACAGCCAAGGAGCAAGAUGCAAUUCUCCAGAGCUGCAUCAGCGACAUUAAACAACAGUCAAAUUUGAUGAAGAAAGACCUAGACGAAAACAAACUACUACCAGCCCUCAAGCACUGUUCCAACCUUUUGAAUGAGUUGAGAGCCAAUCAAUUGACCCCCAAGCAGUACUAUGAGAUGUACAUGAUGGUUUUUGAUGCGUUGGAGAUAUUAAGCGGCUACUUGCUCAGUAGCUACAAUGCAAAGAUGAAGAAGAAGUCGAAAAGUGACGAUAGUGCUGCCAACGGCAGCGGCAGCAGCAAGGGUUCACCGAAAUCACAAAAGGUUAACAACAACACAACGUCUGCGUUUUUGGCGGAUCUCUAUGAAAUUGUGCAGUACUCGGGAAACAUUAUACCUCGAUUAUACAUGAUGAUUGUUAUCGGAACAACGUACAUGAAUACCAAAGGAGCUCCAACUAAGGACUUGAUGAAAGAUAUGACCGAGAUGUGCCACGGGGUGCAGUAUCCAAUUCGAGGCUUGUUCCUACGCUACUACUUGUCGCAGAGAACAAAGAACUUGUUGCCGUAUGAGACAAGAGCCGACUUUAACGAAACUGUUGAUUUUCUCAUUGCAAAUUUCAUUGAGAUGAACAAGUUGUGGGUUAGAUUGCAGCAUCAGGGCCAUUCAUCCGAGCGAGAGAUUAGAUACAGAGAGCGUGAAGAGUUGAAGAUUCUUGUGGGUUCGAAUUUGGUUCGCUUGAGUGAAAUAAUGGACAACUACAAAGACACGACUGAAGAAGCAGAAGCAGAAGCAGGAGCAGAGACAGAAGCGAGUAGUGGGUUUUCACAGAUUGAAUUUUACAAGGAAAAGGUCUUUCCUACCAUUGUUGAGCAGAUUAUUCAGUGCCGGGACCACUUGGCCCAGACUUAUUUGAUCGACGUCUUGAUCCAGAUUUUCCCCGACGAAUUCCACUUUGCCACGUUAGACACAUUGUUGAACCAAGUGUUUCUUAGCUUGCAUCCCACGUUGAACAAGAGCGAGUUGGUGAGUGCCUUGAUAGAAAAGUUUAUUUCGUACAACAAAUUCGCCGAAGACGCAUCCACUGAAGUAGAAGAAGAAAAAGGAGAAGAAGAAGAAGAAGAAGAAGAAGAGGGCGAGGUCAAUGGGGACACAGGAGGAGCAAGAGCCAGAGUCGAUUUUGGCAAAUUAAUUGACAUUUUCUGGAACUUUUACAUGAAAUUGAACGAAGUUGACCCCAACUUGUCACCUGCAGAGCACAGCAGCUUGUUGCAGUCCUUCAUCAAAUUGUCGCUUACUUUUGACCCGGGCAAUUUCAAAAUUCUAGACACCAUCUACAAGUUUGGCUCUGAACAAUUGAUCAAGGACCCAGAGCAAAGUGUAGAGCAGCAGGAAAUGCUAUUGCACUUGCUCCUUGAGUCUGUCUGCCAUUUCAAAAACAUAAAGACAAUCUUGACUUUUCAGAAUUUCUUUACAUUUUACGAAAAGUUGAAUCCCAGCUCGCAACACGAGAUUUCGAUUGCGCUCAUCGAUAAUAUCUUGCAAGUCCACGCGGGUGAUUACUUCAGCAGUAUCAACGAGAUUGAUGAGAUUUUCAAGUUCAUGACGGUUUUAACAAAACAGAGCAUUGGAAAAUUGGAUACGGCAAAGGACUUGGGUGUGACGAGAACUUUCAAAAUCAACAAUGGCGAAAAAUUAAUCACCCCCGAUUACCUUGAAACGCAAGAAAAAGUGUGCAAAUUGAUCCAAAUAGUAGACGAUCCAAGUGAUUUGCCCAAGAGCAUUGCCAAUUUGAUAUACUUGAGGAAAAAGUAUUUGAACAAGAAUUUCGAAAGCAUCAUAUACACCUAUCCUACGUUAUUGUCCAAAUUGCUUUACAAAUUAAAGUUGCUUGGUUAUUCCAAGUUGCGGAUAAGAGACCAGCAGAGUCGUGCAAAGCUCGAUCGCCUUUUGAUAUCCAAUUUCAAAAACUUGUCGGUCAUCAUUGAUGAAUUGUAUCAAGUGCAUCACGAGUAUUCAUCUGAGCUAAUUUUAAACUUGUACCUAAAUGCCGCUUCUGUUGCCGACCAGUUGCAAUUGAGUUCGAUUGCGUUUGAGUUGUUCAAUCAAUGCUUUGUCGUUUAUGAAGAGAACUUGCACAUAUCGGCACACCAGUAUAAACCCUACAGCGAGACUAGCGCUUACGAUUCACUUGCGAGUGGCUCGGUUGCUUAUCAGUCAAUAACUGCACUUGCCAACGCACUAGUGACGACCAGGAAUUUGAGCAGAGAGAAUUACGAUGACUUGAUUACGAGAUUGACAUUGUCGGGAAGCAAAUUGCUGAAGAAGCAAGACCAGUGUCGAGCUGUUUACUCGUGUGCCCACUUGUGGUGGUGGACUGAAUUCUUGUUGUCUCCCGGGGAGAAAUCUCCAACCGUUGUACAGGAAAACAGAGGAAAAGAGAAAGGGGAGCACACGGUGGAGGACAAGGGGGAGGACAAAGGGGAAGAAAAAGGAAAAGACAAGGGGGAAGAAAAAGGGGAGGACGAACUGGCUCUUUUAUACCGAGACCCCAAACGAGUAUUGGAAUGCUUACAACGAUCUUUGAAAAUAGCAGAUUCAAGCAUGGAUCCCUACCUCACCUUGAAGUUAUUCAUUGAGAUCUUGAACGAGUGUCUCUUUUACAAUAUCCAUGGAAAUGCCAUGGUGGAUAGCCGAUAUAUCAAUGGGUUGAUCAGUUUGGUGAGGACCAACAUGGAUAACUUGAAAGAGGAAGGAGACGGCGAUUUCGACAACGACCAAGACAGUAAAGAAGCAAGACUAUGGAAUCACUGUCAGCUAUUCUUCAACCAGACCAUCAAAUAUGUCACUGAACAGCAAGAAUCCGAAGAUAGAUUUGCAGGUGUCUUUGCAUGA